Molecule: messenger RNA, 1309 nt
Organism: Cantharellus anzutake
Lineage: Eukaryota; Fungi; Basidiomycota; Agaricomycetes; Cantharellales; Hydnaceae
Exons: 3
Coding region: 323-1126 (267 amino acids)
Biological process (GO): regulation of DNA-templated transcription
Cellular component (GO): nucleus
Molecular function (GO): zinc ion binding
Source: RefSeq, a predicted model, not a curated record
GAUCACGCUUCCUCCGAGACGAACUUCAAAGACUCCACGGUAGCCAGAUUCGGGCUCCCCAAUGAGGAGUAGUUGACCAAUCUUGAACAGAAAAGCUAGGGGUUGUCAGAGCAGCCACGGUCUUCAAUUGGGUGGCAGUCGGAACGGUACGAUUUUGGAUAGUAGGUGGGGGUGUAAGCAUGAUUCCGGGGGAGGCCUGCAGGUUGAAGUGAAAGGAUGCCGAGUAACUCCUAAUUAGACUUGCGGAUUGGGUUCGAAGGCUGGGGGUGGAGCGAUCACCUGACUGUGCAUCUCGAUUAUCUUGACGCCUUCCCAUCAUCCAAUGCACAAACCAAAACAGGGCACCGCCUGGUCCAAGAACUCUACCAGUACAUCUAGCAUCAUAUCGUCUGCGAAAGUAUCGUCCAAACCAUCUCAAAAAGGGAAGAGCUCAACAGUUCAGAAGAGCAAGGAUGUGCGCCGUGUGGAACGACUCCUGAAGUCUCUGAAUACUGGGUUAGCGCCUUCCGAUGUAAGUAACGAUGGAUGCUUCUGCCAAGCGAAAGUUCACCGUCUGUCUUCUUAUGUCCCGAUAUGCCCACAUUGUGGGCUAAUAUUUUGUUUGCUUCAGCAUCCCGCCAAUCCUUGCCCAUUUUGCCAUCUUCCAUUACUCUCUCCACAUACCAAAAACGCUCUUGUGCAGAAGCUCAACUUUGGGCUAUCCGUAAUCUUACAAAAAGAAGCCGAUGCCGAAGAAGCACGAGCGCGGCAAGCACAAAGCAACAUCACAGCGUUCCCUCCUCUUACUUCCACGUCACCAUCUGGCGUUAAGUCCACAUCCUCGUCCCCCUCUGCGUCUCGCCGAGUGGUCAGUGUAAAAGCAGGGAAAGCACGAAUAUCAGUCACGCCGUCUCCGGGGCAAUCCACCCCAGCAAACAACAGCGAUGCCGAGAAGGACGAAUUCUCCAACAAUGCUGUACCACCGCGUGUCCCCUUACCCCCGGACGAUCCCCCGUUCGUUCCCCGUCGCGGCAAUGAAAGACGCUGGCAGAACUUACAUGGAGAAGGAUUGACAUAUGUUGAAUCUCAAUUAUCUAAUGAGAUUGAACAGAGGAAAAUGACUACAAGUGUGAAGGAGAAUAGCUGACUUCCGAAACUCCACAUGGCUUCGUUCGUUAAUCAGACAGAUUAUAUAUACCAAGCGUCUUAAUGUAUUCUAAAAAGGAGCCAGUGCUUCCCGUCACCCGUGAUGCACAUGGAUGGCUUUCAUCAACUGUUCCGAGAACCUGUUUGGACCCUCGCAGAAACGGAUGUAAGAUGGCAUAUUCCC